GUGUGGUGUGUGUUUUUUCCUUCCCCUUAGCAAAGAUUACAUUAUAAAUUUAUAAGAUAUAGUAUCUGACGUACAUUUGUGAAUUUUAAAAAUACCUGAAAUGCAAAACAAAGCUUAAGGAAAGUUGAUGAAGGUGACAGUUCAGGAGGUUAUAUCACCUCCUAUUAGAGCUUCUCUAAGUACUCUUGAUAAUUUUGGUAUGCUUUUCAUAUUUUUUUUUUUAAUUGCAGACUUAAUUCUGCUAGUUCUGCUUACACAGACUGGAAUUUGUUAUUCUUAUGUGAAACAUGAAUGACUAAUAAAGUUGCUAGUUUUUAUUAGUUGAGCAUCUAACUCAAGUAAAUAUUCUGGGAGAAAAGCAUCAGAACUUAAUUGUUUUCUAUUAGCAGUUCAGUGGACUGAAUAAUGCACAAGGGAUUUAUUUAAAUUUGCUUUAGUUAUCCCUAUGUGCAAAUGAAUUGAGGUCCUACCGAGACUUUUUCUGGUCUAUGGUGUUGCAUUUUUGUGUAUUCUGGUAGAAAUCAAAGUUUCCCAACAGAAGAAAAAUGGACAGCUUUAUCAUUAUUAUAUCUGAUGUUCUAGUCCAGCAGUCUGGGGAAGCCCAGUGUCAAAGUGGUGUGUUCGCUGGGUCGUCUGUUUAGCCAACACGACAGCCUAAACAAAAGCAAGAAAUGAACAAAAGUAAAACCAGGCUUUAUUGUUUUUGCCUUUUUACAUAUUGCCUUUUAGAGUGAAACGUGUCAACCACACUGCUAAGAGGAAUAAAUUCAUUUGAUCUAUCAGAGGAAAUUGAGGGCUCUUGAUUUUGAGACAAUGAUUUGCAAGGAACAAAUAGUUCAGGAUCGUUGGGUGGUCUUGACGUUCGUAGAAGAAUCCCUAUAAAGCUUAUCUCAAAACAGACCAAUAAAACCAAACCUGCACCUCGAACUCCAAGAAAUAUGAACAGGAUGCCUUCGAAGACACAAGCUGGUGAUGAAGAAGAAUUUGAUUAUAACAAAGAGGAGCGGUACGAAUGCAAAGGAGGUGAAAUGUUUGGCAAUCAAAGGAGAUUCCCUGGACCCAUCUUUUGGGACUAUAAGAUAAACUUGCUGGGGGAAAAGGAUGAUACACCAGUCCAUUUCUGUGAUAAGUGUGGAUUGCCUAUCAAAAUGUAUGGACGCAUGAUACCUUGCAAGCAUGUUUUCUGCUAUGACUGCGCUAUUCUACAUGAGAAAAAGGGAGACAAGAUGUGUCCAGGCUGUAAUGAACCUGUGCAACGAAUCGAGCAGUGCGUACGAGGGUCUCUCUUCAUGUGUAGCAUUGUUCAAGGGUGCAAGAGAACUUAUCUGUCACAGAGGGACUUACAAGCUCACAUCAACCACCGUCAUAUGAGAGCUGGGAAGCCUGUUACUCGCCCUCCAAUCGAACCUGUACAUCCUCCUAUUGCCCCACCGCCUGCUGAAAUUCCUGAGCGCUUCAUAAUGCCACCCGAGAAGCAUCAUAUGAGCCACAUUCCACCAAAGCAGCACAUCAUGAUGCCACCACCCCCUUUACAGCACGUGCCACAUGAGCAUUAUAACCAGCCACACGAAGACAUUCGUGCGCCUCCUGCAGAGAUGUCCAUGGCUCCACCACCACCUCGCCCGGUCAGUCAGGACACCUUCCGCAUUUCGACGAGAAAACACAGCAACUUAAUAACUGUCCCUAUUCAGGAUGAUUCAAAUUCAGGUGCUCGAGAACCACCUCCACCAGCCCCCGCACCUGCUCACCAUCAUCCUGAAUACCAGGGGCAACCAGUGGUAUCGCACCCUCAUCAUAUUAUGCCUCCACAGCAACAUUAUGCGCCACCCCCACCACCACCUCCACCAAUAAGCCAUCCGCUGCAGCAUCCUCCCCAGGCAGCGGGUACUCCUCACAUGGUAUAUAGCCAAGCUCCUCCACCACCAAUGACCUCUGCUCCUCCUCCAAUAACCCCACCACCUGGACAUAUAAUUGCCCAGAUGCCACCAUAUAUGAAUCAUCCUCCUCCGGGACCUCCCCCUCCUCAGCACGGAGGCCCCCCUGUAAAUGUAAACGCACCCCCUCCCCAUCACUAUAAUCCUAACUCUUUGCCACAGUUUAGUGAAGAUCAAGGAACUCUUAGUCCCCCUUUCACACAGCCCGGGGGAAUGAGUCCAGGGAUCUGGCCAGCUCCAAGGGGGCCGCCGCCACCUCCAAGGAUGCAAGGGCCUCCUGCUCAGGCCCCACUUCCUGGACCACACCACCCUGAUCAAGCCAGGUACAGACCCUAUUACCAAUGAUGGGAGCAGUUCCAUGAAUAGAGAGUGCUAUGAAGAGGAUAAAACUAUAUAAAACAGCCUUUAAUCAAUUGUUUUGGGGUUAUUUUGUUGUGGUUAUUUUUUUAAAAUACUAUCUUUUGACUGUAAGACAUUUUGGGGUUUGAAUCUUAAGUGAUUUUUAAGCCUUGGCUGUAGGACUCCGAAUUCAAAUAUUCUGUAGUGCUAAAAUAAGUGGCUUAGUAGACCACGGUUGCAUUUUAACAGAACUUCUGUCUCUAGUGUGGCUAAAUUGUCCUAAGAUGAACACUUGUAAUAUUAUUUCCUGGAGAAAAUGAACACGUGUUGUACCAUUCUGAAUAUUGUUUUUGUUAAAUCCAGUGUUUAGUUUCACUUGUGAUACGUUUUUGUUAACCUGUGUACAAUAAUUAAAUUGAAAUAUGGUUGUAAAAGUGGUGGGUUUUUAUAUGAAGUUAACACAGACGUAGUUCCGGGACACCAUUUUGGCACUAAUACUUUCCAAAUGGGCAGUGUAAUGAAAUAUUAAGGGCACUUUUAAUAUUUCUCCUACUAACUAACUGUUACCAUUACUUAUAACAAAUUCAGGCUAUGCUGAAAUAAUGGCAGUAGAAAUCAGACAUGCAGAAAACUGCAUUUCAGCUUUUUCUUUUUUUCUUUAAACUUAUGCAGCAAAAUAAAUUUGUCAGAAAUACAGCUUUGGGCAUGCCAGGAAACGAUGUAAUAAUGUAUUACGGGGUUUUGGUGGUUUGUUGGGUUGGGUUUUGGGGAUUGGGGUUUUGGGUUGGUUUAUUUUAAAGCUAGUUUUGAUUCGGAAGGUUCUGUUUACAUGUACACUACUCACUGGAGUUGAAUUCAAACUAUUGUGUUUACCUAUGGCUAUGUUUGUGUGGAAGUGGCUGUGAAUUGGCUUGCCAUGUCUGUGAGAAGCAGAUGAUUUUAGGUAGGGAAGUGGUGUUUACCUCUGUCACUUUAUAGAAUAUGUACAGUAGGAAAACUUCCCAUUUGGAUAACCUGAAAGAAGUGGUCUGAAAUCCCGUAUGUAGAUACAAAGAAAUAAAAAGCUACACAUCCUUUA
Molecule: messenger RNA, 3351 nt
Organism: Tyto alba (common barn owl)
Lineage: Eukaryota; Metazoa; Chordata; Aves; Strigiformes; Tytonidae
Gene: CBLL1
Product: Cbl proto-oncogene like 1
Exons: 6
Coding region: 939-2279 (446 amino acids)
Biological process (GO): protein ubiquitination; regulation of cell adhesion
Molecular function (GO): ubiquitin protein ligase activity
Source: RefSeq, a predicted model, not a curated record